AUGGCUGAAUCAGAAGUUCAGGAAGGAAACUAUGAUAACAUGGUAAAGAUGGUGGAGGAACUGAAAAGAGAUUUAGAAAAACUUCUGGAUGAAAUGGAAAAACUAACAGUGGGGGCAACCUGGAUGGCAUUUGACAUGGUGGUCAUGCGUACCAACCUUGACCUUGCCAACUCCAUGAAGCGUUUGGAAGAUGCCUUCUUGAGUUGCAAAGAAGAGAUAAAGAAAUGGCAAGAAGUGCUAAUGGAAUUUAAAGAUUGUUCUUCUCAAACCCUCUGA
Melopsittacus undulatus (budgerigar) is the source of this 276-nucleotide messenger RNA. RefSeq names its product synaptonemal complex central element protein 3 (gene SYCE3). The transcript has 3 exons. The coding region runs from base 1 to 276 and encodes 91 amino acids. Lineage: Eukaryota; Metazoa; Chordata; Aves; Psittaciformes; Psittaculidae. The record is from RefSeq and is a predicted model, not a curated record. Gene Ontology annotation, biological process: synaptonemal complex assembly; spermatogenesis; reciprocal meiotic recombination. Gene Ontology annotation, cellular component: central element.